UACACUGGUCGUUGGAAAUGGCUGUGGUUUUUAUUUUGCUGAUUCUCGUGCUGGGUUUCGUGGGAUAUGUCGCCUAUGUGGUCCACAAGAAGGGCAUCGACCCCAAGGACAUCCGCAUCCAUAGCUUCCAGGACGCCAAAAAGCUGCUCCAGCCACCUCCAAGUGGAAAUGGACCCCACAAAUACCUGGAGAAGAGGGCAUGAGGUCUUGUUUACGGAAACUCACUUUUGGUCGGCGUGCUGGUUGCUCCAAGCGAUGUGUUGGCUCCGAAGAAGGACAUGGUGCGGAAUUCCCGAAGUCGAUAUGUUGGCAAAGAGUUAGUGGAGCCUUUCCUAAAGGCCGCUCGGCUUAAUCUCAGUUAAAUAUUAAUAAAAAUAGACUUAAUUCUAAUAAACGAAAAUUUUUGGCGCUUCUAA
Molecule: messenger RNA, 416 nt
Organism: Drosophila eugracilis
Lineage: Eukaryota; Metazoa; Arthropoda; Insecta; Diptera; Drosophilidae
Exons: 2
Coding region: 18-203 (61 amino acids)
Source: RefSeq, a predicted model, not a curated record